This is a messenger RNA of Glycine soja, 2549 nucleotides long. RefSeq names its product LEAF RUST 10 DISEASE-RESISTANCE LOCUS RECEPTOR-LIKE PROTEIN KINASE-like 1.5. Gene Ontology annotation, biological process: protein phosphorylation. Gene Ontology annotation, molecular function: protein kinase activity; ATP binding. Lineage: Eukaryota; Viridiplantae; Streptophyta; Magnoliopsida; Fabales; Fabaceae. The coding region runs from base 246 to 2093 and encodes 615 amino acids. The transcript has a single exon. The record is from RefSeq and is a predicted model, not a curated record.
AUUCUUUGAAAACAAAUUAAAUUGUGUUUUAUCUCACAGCUGCACGUGACCCUGUUUUGUUUGAAACCCUCUCUCUCUCUAUUUCCCCAACUCCAAGAACUUAGAAGCUAGAAGAGUAGUAGUAGCAUAGCAAAACACUUGUUCUCUUUCCCUCCUUCCUCCACCCCAAAAGCAGAUCCCAUCUAAGUCAAAACAAAAACCCCUCCACCCCUCCCAUUCAUUGAUGAGUCCUCUCUCCCCAAUCCAUGUCUCCAUCCAUCUUCACCAUCAUUCUCCUCUCCUUCCUCCUCUUCUCCACACCUUCCAAGUCUCAAACACCAUCAUGCUCUUCCAAUUUAAACACAAGCACACACACCUGCCCUCCAUUUCCUUCUAAUAAUCCCCCUUACCCAUUCUCAUCUACUCCAGGCUGUGGCCACCCUUCCUUCCACCUAACUUGCUCCACCCCUCACUCCCAAAUCUCCAUCAACAACUUCUCUUUCUCCAUCCUCUCCUAUAACCCCAACACCUCCUCCAUCACUCUCUCCCCUCACCAACAACACCCCAACAACAUUUUCCCUUCCAUCCCCACUCACCCCAUCAACCUCUCUUCCACCCCUUUCCGCAUCUCCGCCGCCACCUGCUCCCGCCUCUCCUUCCUCCGCCCCUGCUUCCCCCCUCCUCCCCUCCCCAACUGCUCCCACUCCCCCUUCCAAUGCCACCUCCUCAAAAACCCCUCCCACCUCCUCCACGACUGCGCUUCCACCCACCACCACUCCUCCUCCGACACCGACCAGUCCUCCGCCUGCCAGACCGACAUCCUCGGCUUCCUCGAAGAGCUCCUCCAGACCGGAAUCCAGCUCGACUGGGACGAAACUCGUGAUCCUUAUUUCACCAACUGCUCCUCCUGCCGUUCAACCAACAACGGCAUCUGCGGCUUCAAUUUUUCCUCCCCAAACUACCCUUUCCAGUGCUUCCAUUUCCACCCCGAAUCCACACUCUCCCCUCCCUGGUUCCGCAAAUUUAAACCCAGCAAAAUCGCCAUCUUCACCACCAUCAUCACCUUAACCUCCCUAAUCCUUAUAAUUUCAGUCACCACCGCCAUGCUCCGCAGAUCAAAAGCUUCAUCAGCAACACAACAAGACCCUAAUACCCUCUUCCUCCACAACCACCGCUCCGCAAGCCUCCUCCCUCCCGCUUUCACCUACGAAGAUUUAGCUCUUUCAACCAACAACUUCGAUUCAAAACGGAUAAUCGGCGACGGCGGGUUCGGCUCCGUCUACCUAGCAAACCUCCGCGACGGGCGGCUCGCCGCGGUGAAGUACCUCCACCGCCACCACGCCGUUUCCGCCGCGUUCUCCACCAAAUCCUUCUGCAACGAGAUUCUCAUCCUCUCUUCCAUCAACCACCCGAACCUCGUGAAGCUUCACGGAUACUGUAGCGACCCGAGGGGGCUUCUUUUAGUCUACGAUUACAUCCCUAACGGAACCCUAGCGGAACACCUGCAUAACCGUAAGGGCUCGCUGACGUGGCAGGUGAGGCUCGACAUCGCGUUGCAAACGGCGUUAGCGAUGGAGUAUCUUCACUUCUCGGUGGUGCCGCCGAUUGUGCACAGGGACAUAACGUCGUCGAAUAUUUUCGUGGAGAGGGAUAUGAGGAUUAAGGUUGGGGAUUUUGGACUUUCGAGGCUUUUGGUGGUGCAGGAUAAUAACACCACGUCGUCUUCGAACGGGUUUGUGUGGACCGGGCCGCAAGGGACGCCGGGCUAUUUGGACCCAGAUUAUCACCGGUCCUUCCGGUUAACCGAGAAGAGUGACGUGUACAGUUUUGGAGUGGUGUUGCUGGAGCUUAUUUCGGGGCUGAGAGCGGUUGAUCAGAAUAGGGACAAGCGCGAAAUGGCGCUUGCGGAUUUGGUUGUUUCGCGGAUCCAGAUGGGGCAGUUACAUCAAGUGCUCGACCCGGUUCUUGACUGCGCCGACGGCGGCGUUGCCGCCGUCGCGGAGCUUGCUUUCCGGUGUGUCGCGGCCGAUAAGGACGACAGGCCGGACGCCAGGGAGGUGGUGGAGGAGCUGAAGCGGGUGCGCAACAGAGCCGUUACGGCGGCGAAGGAGUGAGUUUUUUUAUUUUGUUUUUAAAUUACGGGGCCGAGUGCGCAUGUGGAGUUUGACUGUGGGGGGGGGGUGCACUUGUGUCGGACGGUAACGCUGACUUGACCCCACUGAAGCUACUAUGAUGAGGUUGUUUUUUAUAUUUGAAAUUGUUACUAUACUAUGAUGUUAGUGCCACGUUGGUGUUGCACGCACGAGGGUUUUUUUUUUUGUUUUUUUUUAAUUCUAUCUUCUAUGGUUACGUUACGUAACGUCAAUGGGGGAAGUGUCAGUGACCCCGUACCGGUACGGUGAGUUUUUUAUUAGUACUGCGAGUGGGAGCCUACCUAAAUUGAGCUCACUUAUUGGUUUCACUACUACCUCAUAUAUGUCUCGGUAUAUAUACCAUAUCUUGUAUAAGUUGUAACUCUUUUUGCAAAGUACAUUUUUCCAUUUUCAAUUAUAGGAUAAGUUAUUUACGUU